AUGCUGUGCUGUGGGGACCGCGAGAAGGGCGAUGUAGCGAUGGAGGAGAAGUGGGACUACGUGAACUUGGACGACUUUAAAUCCGAGUCUUGCUGGACAGGUUUCUCAUAUUUCUUCAUAUGGGUGUUCCUGUUUAUCUCCAUUGCAGUAUACGGUGUCGAUACAUUCACUGCAAUCAACUUGCUGGCUUUCUCUCGGUGGUCCGGUAGAGUUGAACCCGCAAUUCCCUUCAAUAUUUCCCGCUGGAUUUUCGCCGCCUGUAUCAUUGCUUCAUUCGUUCUUUUGGCCUAUCGAUGGAUACAUGCCGUCCGCGCCAUCCGCUCGGGUAGUAUCACUCGCAGCUUUCUGGAUCCGCUGGCUGUGCGCAUUCAGAGUAUUCGCUUCGGGAAACGGGGUCGUGGAUACCGGAGAUUCCUCGUCUUCGCUGAAUUAACGAAAGACAGAAAAGCAGCAGAAUAUGUUGCUCUUUAUGCAUACUUCUCUUUCCAAUUCUGGAUGAACACGAUUUUCGCAGACGGUCCACGUCAAGUUCUCAAUGGCAUUACUCUCUAUUCGGUCAUGCAGAUGGACCUCCUUCCUGGGGGUAAGAAUGCAGCUCACGAUGAUGGAAGCUCUGGAGCCAGUCAAUUCUUCAACAAUGUCAAGAUUCUAGCCGAGGAGAAUAACCUUCAAGCUGUGGUCCUGUUUGGUAUGCUUUUCACUUUGGUCAUUUGGGUCCUAUCGGUUCUCAAGUUGAUAUCGGCGAUUGUACUCUAUUUGAUUUUCCUCUUCCACCAUAUCCCAGCGGAAGACGGUACUCUUUCGAGGUACUGCCGACGGAAGGUUGGUCAACGGCUGAAGCGCAUCGUGCACCGCAAAAACACCAAGGCUCUGGCAAAAGGUCUCAAAUUACAGAACCGAGCGCCCACUCAGCCAAUGCUGGCAUCUGAUUCAAACCCGACUCUGCCCUCUCUCGCUGGAGAUAAAACCCCCGCAGUGGCUGUAUUAUCGCGAAGUACCACCCAGACCACUUUGCCGCCAUAUUCGCGAUCGACUUCCUCGACGGCGCCGAGAUCCAACCCGACACUGCCAAAUCUGGACUUCGAUGCCAAACCAACGCUGGCUCGAACCGGAACUUCAUCUUCAGUAUUGUCCGAGUCCGCUUCACUGACAGGCAAUGCGGCCGGAAUGGGAUACACUUCCCUUGAUCGUCAAAACCCUACGCUUCCCCCGGUUCCUCCUUUGCCGGCUAACGUACCAUCAAGGAUGGCCACUCCUCAAUCUCGAACAGCUCCCGCGCCAUAUGGCAAUGGUGAUCAUCAUACCCCCGGCUCUGGAUAUCGCAACUUGACCGAUAGCUCUGAUUCUCGGCCAUAUCAGGGCCACACCCCAGCGCCUGAUUAUGCUUCGGCUGACAUGGAAGCCUCCGAUGAUCACGAUUAUUUCAACCGCGGCCAUGCGCCUGCUCAAUACGACCCUUACGGCCCUCCGAGGGCUGCAUACGGCGAAGAAGAUGGAUACGGACCAAGAUACGGGGCUCCCAGUCGCCAGAGAGGCCCGGCUCAUGCGCAGCAAGAUUACUACCCACAAGAUCCAUAUUCAAGAGAUCCAUAUUCGACAGAUCCUUAUUCAACAGACCCAUAUUCAACAAGGUCCUACACGCCAGCCAGCACUGGUGGGACACCUGCUCCCUACCGGUCCAACACCCCGGCAAGCUACCGACCUACGCCUCCCCCACAAGCGGCCGCAAUGGCACAGCCUCCACCAAGGACCUUCACUCCAAUGAGUUCUACCACCCCUCAAAAUGGUGGCUAUGCAGCUUUCAACCCAUCAAUGGCCCAUCAAACACCUCAGCCUCUUCCUGGUCCGUCCAGCUAUGCUCGAGCAAACACUGCUUCUCCCUCUGCUAUGCAUCGCGCUCCACCAGGGCACUCAUUCAAUCGCUCAAAUACCCACCAAUAUUGA
Molecule: messenger RNA, 1944 nt
Organism: Penicillium coprophilum
Lineage: Eukaryota; Fungi; Ascomycota; Eurotiomycetes; Eurotiales; Aspergillaceae
Exons: 3
Coding region: 1-1944 (647 amino acids)
Biological process (GO): potassium ion transmembrane transport
Cellular component (GO): plasma membrane
Molecular function (GO): potassium ion transmembrane transporter activity
Source: RefSeq, a predicted model, not a curated record